Oppia nitens is the source of this 1119-nucleotide messenger RNA. RefSeq lists its product as uncharacterized. The transcript has 3 exons. NCBI's taxonomy places the organism in Eukaryota, Metazoa, Arthropoda, Arachnida, Sarcoptiformes, Oppiidae. The record is from RefSeq and is a predicted model, not a curated record. The coding region runs from base 24 to 1070 and encodes 348 amino acids.
UAGCAACAAUAAGACCAACACUAAUGAGACAAUUAUUGCUAUCUAAACGGUAUACGAUGUCAGGCAUCGGUAGGUCAGUCAACACCAGUGACCAACAUCGCCGAUGUUUGCAUUGGUUGGCCGACACUCUGGAUAUCGAUAAGUUUUGCAAUGAUUUCAUUGAACAUAGAGAUGGAUAUCGUAAACGAUUUGAUUUUGAUUUACUGAACACACGUUACGUAACUGAAGAAACCAUUUGUGCACUUCAACUGCGGACCAGUUGUUGUCCAUUAAAUGAGACUAAACUGUUUGCAAACAACCGAUCGCUGACACCACCCGACGACGAGUCAGUCAUCAAUAAAGAUGGCCAGAUUCGAGUACAGGUGCCGAAGCCUCAUAACUUUGGCGGCCAAUUAUGUUUGCCUAAUUCUCAGGAUAUCAAGUCAUUUGUUAAUAUGGUUGUCUUAAUGGUCAUAACUAAGUACGGCUUUUACAAACAAUUUGAUUAUCAAUUACGAAGAGUGACGGACUGGGAUAUCAAGAAUGAGAACAAAGACAAUGAAAACAACCAAUGGUUCAGUUAUAUCGGCACCCGAUUUAAGGUAUUACCCGAUAAGCGACUAUUUAUGGCAUUUCAUAUAACAAACAUCGACGGAGAUAUUGUUGAAGCUAUCGAUGAUAAAUCAGUGCAGAAGUUGGCGACCGUUCGCACAGAUUUCAAGCCAAUUGACUGUCCGAAGAAUAUCGAGAAACCGAUUAAACUGUUUCAGCAACACGUGUGUCAACUAAUGGCACAACUCGUAUGUUUGGCUGACAAUAACGUGUCGUAUAAUUUUGACAACGAUUCACUGUACGGACUGUUAGUACGCGACACAUACUUUCAUUUUUACGAGACUGAUAUUCACCACAAGUAUAUCGAAGACAUCAGAGAAGAGUACCAUAAAAAAGGCAUUGAAUUGCCGAUUGUUAAACACAUGACCGAUGGAGUAGCUCUUAACUAUGAUGACCAUAACGAUCGGCAAUUGAUUGAAUUGAUUUUGUUUACUAUAUUAAACAAUGAAAAGAACAGACAAUCAAUGGAUAAACAUUGACCACCGAUGACGGACACGGAUUUUGGAACAACAAUAUUAAUGUUGUCAU